Anoplopoma fimbria (sablefish) is the source of this 1631-nucleotide messenger RNA. RefSeq names its product ADP-ribosylation factor-like 6 interacting protein 5a (gene arl6ip5a). The record is from RefSeq and is a predicted model, not a curated record. The coding region runs from base 72 to 644 and encodes 190 amino acids. Gene Ontology annotation, biological process: negative regulation of transport. Lineage: Eukaryota; Metazoa; Chordata; Actinopteri; Perciformes; Anoplopomatidae. The transcript has 3 exons. Gene Ontology annotation, cellular component: membrane.
AGCUUUAGGGGACUUUCCGGCCGGUGAAGCGGGUACCGUACUGUCAGAUUAGUAAACGGAACUGGAGGCAAAUGGCUAAAGUGGAGCUGACACCGCUCAGACCAUGGGACGACUUCUUCCCCGGCUCGGAGAGAUUCGCUAAACCCGAUGGGAAAGAUUUGGUGAAAUGGAACAACAGAGUUGUCAGCAACCUGCUUUAUUAUCAAACUAAUUAUUUGGCUCUGGCCGUCGCUGUUUUCCUCGUUGUAGGGUUCCUGAACCCUCUGGGGAUGUUCACAGCCAUGGCCGUGGUGUCAGGUGUCUUCCUGGCUUCGCUGUGGGCCGGAGACAACAGAGCUGUGAUCAGCAACUUCAAGAGGAACAACCCCACGGCCUUUUUGAUCGCCGUCAUGGUCGCCAGCUACAUGUUGAUCUCUAUGCUGGGGAGCGUCAUGGUGUUUAUGACGGCCAUCACUUUACCUCUGGCUUUGAUAUUUGCACACGCUUCCUUUCGCCUCCGCAACAUGAAGAAUAAACUGGAGAACAAGAUAGAGGGAGCCGGACUCAAGAGGUCACCCAUGGGCAUUUUGCUGGAGGCUCUGGGUCAGCAAGAGGAGAACUUUCAAAAGAUCCACAGCUUUCUGGAGGGAAAACUGAAGGAGUGAUUGGACUUCAUGCACUCGUGUGUGUUCUUCAUUUCACCAAAGAUCUUGACUUUUUGUCUCAGUCCAAACCUCUUAAAGUUUGUGUCAUAUACAGUGUGUUUACCGUGUGUGUGUUUGCGUUUGAAAAGAAAGAUCGUAAUCUUUUAUCUUUUUCCUCAGGGUAUCUGUCACUCCUCCUCAGAACUUGUCGGGGCACUUUUUUCUCAAGCGGUGAUGACAGCAUCUCACAUCUCCGCUAUGCAAUGUGUCAGUGUUCAUGUGAAACACAGCUGCAGGCUCCUUUCUCGGUAUGAAAUCUGUUUAAUCAGUCCCAGAAACAGCCUAGGUCCUGCCUGUUUACUCCCCCGCUGAGAUUGUGAAAGCAAUGCAAGUGUUGCUUUGUAACAAAGAAUUUUUUAAAAAGUGCACAGUCAACAUGCAUCACUGCCAGGUCUGGACUGUUGAAGUUUUUGAAUAAUGUCUUCUCAUUGCAUUGACAAGUUUACUUAACUUUGCAUUAGAAUAAAAACAGAUGAAAAGUCCAUGUGACUCCAAACGCUGAUCACUGUGUCAAUAUUUUAAAUGAAAGACUUCAAAGGAUUGCAAGGUCUUAACCCGGGGCCAUCAGUAUUCCUCCUGCACCUCUUGACUCUUAAAUCUUGACAAUGCCCCCCCUGGGUGAUGGAUUGGCUAACUUGGCUUUCCUCUCCACUUACCCCAAAUGCUAAUCAAUGGGCUGCAGUAGAUUAUAGAGAGCUGAGCGCUGCACAGUGACAGAGUGGAUUCAUCUGCAGUCAUUCACCUUCAAAACCUGAGUUAGUGCUGCGUCAGCUACUUCCAGCUGCUUUUUUUUUCAUUUUUUAUAUAUUGGAUUCCAUUUGAAAUUGGCAGCAGAUAACGAGAAUCCAUGCGGAACAUAAUGGGCUGUUAUUUGGUUAUGUGGCAGCGUGUAUUGAUUGGGGGAAACAUGACGAUAAGAAUGAUGGGCAAUAAAAAGAGUAAUCACUU